GUAGUACUUGGCUGCACAGGGGCGUGGGAAACGUCGACCCCAUCUACAUAAAGCCCCUCCACCCCUUUCAUCCGAACAACCAUCAUGUACCCUCGCGAGGCCCCUUCAGUAAGCCCCUCAGGCAUGCUGGACCCAACAGCAGACCAUCCCGUACUCUCAGAACCAGACACCCUUUCUGAUUCAGAUUGGCUUGACAUCUCAGGCACUGACAGGGAGUCGGACGAUAACGACUCCGUCUUCUCCUCUAAUAGAGACACUGAUCAUGAACAUCUUUCUCCCUUAAGGUCAAGGCGGUCUUCCGUGAGCUAUGGCAGCUCUCGGGAAGGUGAUGUCGAUGUGUGGGAAGGAAUGAUCGAAGAUAGCGCCGACGAGGGGUUACCGGACCUUGUCCCAGUACCGCCUCCGGCCUCCCUCUCCGGUGAAGAAUUGCACCCCGCCAUCCACGCCCAGGAUGAGACGUUGCUCGAAGAGCAGCGAAUAAACGACGGCCUUGACCAGAGCAUGGUCAGCACGUUGAGCUCCUCACGAUCGAGCUCCCUCCCCGCAUCCACCCUCCACAACUCUGCGCGUGACCUCCGCCUCUCCUUCCCGGAUCCAAUCACAAGUUCGCGAGAGGAACUCAGGGAAUCGUCCUACGAGGAUAUCGGAAGCUGUCCGGAAGCUACCCAACCCUCUGAUGUCAUUUCGGUUCCUCAGCAGGCUGAGGAGGAGGAAACACAAGCAACACCGGAGGUGGCUCCAAUACAGAACUCGGUUUCAUCGACUGACACGCUGCCUGCAUCUGACUUUAACAUAUCCCUUUAUGGCUUUCCCACACCCUCUAGGUGGUCCAUAGUCACAUCUUUGCUGGAGAAAGUCGCGGAAGGGGCCGAUGUCACGAUCACGGCUUCUAGGGAGGAUGGCUCUGUACGCCAAUUCGCCGCCUCCAGCCAUUCACAUAAACUCUUCCCUCACAUCAUCACCGUCACCGACAAGAUCGAUCACAACUAUCCAGCAGAGGGUCCAUCUUCUAAGCCGCUUCCUUCAUUGGCAAUUGUUUAUAUGCCCUCCUGCCCUCCACGUCUCCCCGAGCCCACUUUUUAUCUACCCGUCGUAGCAGCUCCUCAUUAUGAUGACGAGUUAAUUAUCCCGUACAGCUUCUCGCGGGAACUAUGGAAUGCCUCUGACAUUCCUGAACGCCGGGCCUUGCGCUUGACAUCAGGCGCUUCUGCCGUUAUCGAUGAACGUGACAUCGAUAGCUUGGAUCCAACUGCAGCGUACCGUGCGUUCCACCACGUUUGGUCCGGCAACAAGAAAGCUGUUGGCAGGGCGUCUAUCAAUGACCUUCGUUGCCUGGCAAUUAUGUCCAUCUUUUCUGCCAUCAUUUCUCUCGUAUUUGGCAUCAUGGCCCCUUCGGCAGUCUCUCGCAUGACUUCCAUUAUCCCUACAUCUGGUGCCACUCCUGGUAGUUGCACCUCGGCUUCUAUAUUGCAGCUCCUCCUACCCGCUGCUGAGCGCCCAAGGGAAAUUGUACCUCCCGCCAUAGAGUCCUCAACAACUGCGUCGAUUCAUGACUUUGCGCUUUCCGUCUUCCGCGCUGAGUUGACAUCAGUUUCGAUUCCUAGUACACACACACCGGGUAUUCGUCGCAUUCACGAUCGCUUGACAAAGGAUCUCGUAUUGCGACCCACUGUGUCCGUUCUUGUUCCCGAAACUCAGCAGAAGCCAGUCUCCGCGGUACCAAGCGCUACGACCGGACAACAUGGUGGUCCCGCUUCUACCACGGCCAGCUUAUCUUCCUUGACCCUCAGUUCCGCCCCUGACAUCAUAAACGAAUACGUACCGAUCAUCACUGCCGCCAUUACAAAUGACAUCCAAAUCAUUCUCGACGCGCUUGACGGAUUGGUUCAGGCCAUCUCCAAACAAGUUCACACAUUGGUUUCGGAAACGGCCCUCCUUGUACAGCGAUCUGCAUCCUCUGUAGAAAAGAGCGCGCAGAGAUUGGAAAAUGUCAGGGAUGCGCUUUACGCCAGCAAUGCCCGGGCAAGGAAGCGAGCCAAACAACUGAAGGACCGUGGUGCGAAGUGGCUGUUUGAGGCUACAGAAGCUGUUGCGAGUCGCGUUCAGUCGUCGAAGAGAAAGGACAAGGUUUUAGACGAGGUGAAAGGUUUUAUGGAGGAGAUGACUGGUCGAGUUGAACGUGCGAGGAGUAAUGCAAAGAAGGUAGCUGAAAAUCUUCAACAGGCGAUGCUUGAGAACGAGAAAAUGGCAUCUCGAGCGUGGGAUAUAGGCGAAGAGCAUUGGAAGCAAUGGCACAUGCGGUCCCACAAGACGUGCAGGAAGGAUCGGUCUCGGAAGGCGGGUGUCUGAUGUUGAUUGAACCGUCUAGAUGUCUAUGGAUGUCUCCACUCAUUGUUGUUGUAUGUUCUAUGGGUUGUAUGUAACAUGUUGUGGUCCUUGGUAAGUUGUCAGUGUUGUAUGUACCUGAUGUAGGGUGAAUGUAUGUGUUGUCAUGUUUC
Messenger RNA from Pisolithus orientalis, 2498 nucleotides. RefSeq lists its product as uncharacterized. The record is from RefSeq and is a predicted model, not a curated record. Lineage: Eukaryota; Fungi; Basidiomycota; Agaricomycetes; Boletales; Pisolithaceae. The coding region runs from base 85 to 2349 and encodes 754 amino acids. The transcript is spliced from 3 exons.